This is a messenger RNA of Oncorhynchus tshawytscha (Chinook salmon), 1927 nucleotides long. RefSeq names its product metallophosphoesterase 1-like. The record is from RefSeq and is a predicted model, not a curated record. Gene Ontology annotation, biological process: endoplasmic reticulum to Golgi vesicle-mediated transport; GPI anchor biosynthetic process. The coding region runs from base 218 to 1411 and encodes 397 amino acids. Gene Ontology annotation, cellular component: endoplasmic reticulum-Golgi intermediate compartment. Gene Ontology annotation, molecular function: phosphoric diester hydrolase activity. Lineage: Eukaryota; Metazoa; Chordata; Actinopteri; Salmoniformes; Salmonidae. The transcript is spliced from 9 exons.
AAGGCUAUCUGCCGCGGUCGGAUCUUUGAAUUAAAAAAUAUAUAUUAUUAUAGGCCUAUACGGUAUUUAUAUUACAUUUUGCACAAUGCGAUGAUAACGUCACGCAGGCAUUGAUAUUUAGGUUUGAAGAUAAUAAAAAAAAGACGAUGCCUGGUGAAGCGCGGUUCCAUCAGUGCGCCUCUAUUGCAGGUCAUCUGAAAACAACAAUAGAUAUAUCAUGUCGUGUUUGAGCGUCGCAUGCAGCGCUGUUAUUGUCCUGUUCGGAGCGGUUUGCAGCGUUUUCAUAUUCUGUGAGUAUCUGAUUUAUUACGCCGCGAUAUUACAGUGUGGUUGGCCUGGGAUCGACCAUGGUGCCCCGGCGAGUGAGAGGAGCGCAGACGGCCAACCAGAGCCGGAGGUUCUCCGCGCUAUGGUGCUGUCAGACACGCAUCUCCUCGGCGCUGUCGGAGGGCACUGGUUCGACAAACUGCGAAGGGAAUGGCAGAUGGAACGAGCUUUCCAGACCGCCCUGGCUCUGCUCCGACCUGAGGUCGUCUUUAUUCUGGGGGAUGUGUUCGAUGAGGGGAAAUGGAGCUCUCCGAAGAACUGGGAGGAUGAUGUCUGUCGCUUCCAGAAGAUGUUUAGACAUCCCAGUGACACAGAGCUGGUAGUUCUGGUUGGAAACCACGACAUCGGCUUCCACUACGAAAUGGACUGGUUCAAGUUACAGCGCUUUGAGAAGGCCUUCAAUACCACCUCCACCAGAAUGGUCACCAAGAAAGGAGUGAACUUCCUAUUGGUUAACAGCGUGGCGUUGCAUGGUGACGGUUGUCCUAUCUGCCAAUCAGUGGAGAAACAGCUUCACACACUGUCCAGGGACCUCAACUGUUCACUACUACAGAAUUCUGAGUCCAGCAUUAUAAGAGAAUACUGCCAAGACGCGUGGACCUAUCCUUCUACAACACCUAUCAUCCUGCAGCAUUACCCUCUGUACCGGGUGAGUGAUGCGGGCUGUACGGGUCGGGAUGCUGCUCCUCCUGAAGAGCGCCACCUGCUGUUCAGAGAGAAGUAUGACGUGCUGUCUCAGGAGGCCUCUCACAGGCUGCUGCAGUGGUUUAAGCCUCGCCUGGUUCUCAGUGGCCACACCCACAGUGGUUGUCAGGUUCUCCAUGACAACAAGUACCCAGAGAUCAGUGUUCCGUCCUUCAACUGGAGGAACCGCAACAACCCCAGUUUCAUACUGGGUUCGUUCUCCUCCAGUGGUUACGGCCUGUCUAAGUGUUUCCUUCCAGAGGAGAGUACAGUGAUAGCCCUCUACUGUUCUACAGGAGCCAGCCUCCUCUUCCUCCUCCCUCUGGUUCACUGCCUGUGGAUGCGAGGCCUUUUCCGGUGCCUCAUCCUCUGUCCAAUCAGCAAACACAAGUUUCUCUGACGGUCUCAGGUAGAGGUUGUCCCUGACUGCUGAAUGAUACAGGGUGAGAUAUGGGCUACAUCCCAUCUCAAAUGGCACCCUAUUCCCUAUUAAGUGCACUACUUUUAACCAGGUUAGCCCAUAGGUGCUCUGGUAAGAAGUAGUGUACUACGUAGGGAAUAGGGCGCAACUUGGGACGUAGCCACGCUGUCCUCCCCCUAAAGCAGGGGUGGCUGGUGCUCCUGCCCUGGGAGGCUGCCGUGGGUUUGCAGGGUUGUGCUCCACCAGGUCAUGUGAACACAGGACCAAGUCUUGCUGGUUUGCUGACAGGUUUGUUAGAGUAGGGCUGAAACAAAAGCCUGCACACCCAGUAGCCUUCCAAAAGGAAAAUUGGUCAUCCUAUUGGGAGGUAAAGUAAUCUGACUCUAGACCUGUAGUUAAGGACAGCCUCUACCUGGAGAGAACCUGUGUGACCCCCUCCCCUCCACAGAGAACCUGUGUGACCCCCCCUCCCCCCACAGAGAACCUGUGUGACCC